Molecule: messenger RNA, 1618 nt
Organism: Sesamum indicum (sesame)
Lineage: Eukaryota; Viridiplantae; Streptophyta; Magnoliopsida; Lamiales; Pedaliaceae
Product: alpha/beta-Hydrolases superfamily protein
Source: RefSeq, a predicted model, not a curated record
UGUGUAAUAUGUGGAAAUUACCGAUCCAUGAAGAGGUAGAUUCCGAAUGACGUGACAUAUGAGAUAUGUUGGUCAAGGGGCCCUUAAGACAAGGUCUGUAACAGUAUUACUUACACUGCGAAUUCAUUAGCCUAGAAAACACACAGCAACACUAUUAUCAAUCGAAAACAAAAGGCCGCCUAUUUGCGUCCCAGAUCUCUCAACUCAGCUCCGCUCGUUGGGAGUCUCUGUAGUUGAAUCUUGAAUUUUGAGAAAUUCUGUUGGUGGGAUUGGUUACUGCUGGAACAGAGUAAAAGGUCAGAAAACAAUGGCGGCUGGGACAACCCGGAAAAUAUCUGCAGCCUCUGCAAGGGCUCAUACUCGAAAACCGAAGCCAAAGAGUUCUUCCAAAGUUUCAGGGUGGUUGAAGAAAAUAUUAUUGGUUGGCUUUGUGGGGUUUUUGGCUUGGGCUUAUCAGGCAGCACGACCACCUCCUCCAAAGACUUGUGGCUCUGCAGAUGGCCCUCCAGUUACAGCAUCAAGAGUACAGCUUAAGGACGGUAGAUACUUGGCUUACCAAGAAUAUGGUGUCGCAAAAGAUAUUGCAAAGCACAAAAUAGUGUUUGUCCACGGGUUUGAUUCUUGCAGGCAUGAUGUUGCUGCAUUAACUGCAAACCUCUCCCCGGAUAUAGUCGAAAGUAAGGGAAUCUACAUUGUUUCAUUUGACAGACCCGGUUAUGGAGAGAGUGAUCCUCACCCAACCCGAACAGUUAAGAGCUUGGCUUUUGACAUUGAGGAUCUUGCUGACCAGUUGGGGUUAGGAUCCAAAUUUUAUGUUGUUGGAUUUUCUAUGGGUGGACAGAUUGUCUGGACUUGCCUCAAGUAUAUUCCUCACAGAUUGGCAGGGGCAGCUAUGUUAGCACCAGUAGUGAAUUAUUGGUGGCCUGGUAUUCCUUCAAACAUAUCUAGAGAAGCAUAUAAUCUACAGCCUGCACAAGACCAAUGGGCUGUUCGUGUUGCACACUACAUGCCAUGGCUUACCUACUGGUGGAACACCCAGAAACUGUUCCCUGCUUCAAGUGUUAUCUCUCACAACCCAAAUGUCAUUUCCCAACAAGACAAAGAAGUAAUUAUGAAGUAUAUAGGUCUGAGAAAGGAAUAUCAGGCAUUGGUAAGACAACAAGGCGAGCAUGAGUCCCUUCAUCGUGACAUGAUAAUUGCCUUUGGGACCUGGGAAUUUGGUCCGACGGAUUUGAAGAAUCCAAUCUCAGAAAGUGAAGGUUCUGUUCACUUGUGGCAUGGAGAUGACGAUCUGAUGGUCCCUGUUACCCUGCAACGUUACAUUGCCCAUAAGCUGCCAUGGAUUAAGUAUCACGAGAUAUCAGGGGCUGGUCAUAUGUUCCCAGCUGCUGAUGGGAUGGCAGACAAAAUCAUACAAGAACUUAUAUCUUGAAAGAAAGGCCAACAUGGGUUUUUCUUUAUACCAGGUUUAUGUAACUCACUUGUUCUGGCUAAUUAUUGGAGUUUAAAAGCUUGUUUUCGCUACAACUCUUAUGUAGCCUUUGUUGUGUCUUAUUCUGGACGACAUUUUCUGUACGGAACCUGCAAUUUUCUCUCUUAGUUCAAGAUUUGGCAUUAA